Daldinia loculata is the source of this 2284-nucleotide messenger RNA. RefSeq lists its product as uncharacterized. NCBI's taxonomy places the organism in Eukaryota, Fungi, Ascomycota, Sordariomycetes, Xylariales, Hypoxylaceae. The coding region runs from base 389 to 1963 and encodes 524 amino acids. The record is from RefSeq and is a predicted model, not a curated record. The transcript has a single exon.
UUCUUAGUCUUAGUCUCCGAGUGACACUUAGUUUCCUUCCUUGCUCAAUCUAUAACUCCUUCCUAUUUACAUUUAUCGUUUGAUGACGGCUUUUGAAACGCUUGAGUAACAUAGUAGGUGCGUAUGUAGUUGUCAUAUAUGAGGAAGGAGAGAUAGAGUGGAUUACGGCAUUUGACUAGCUGUGGAGGAACCAACGAUGCGAUAGCCUUCAAACUUAGUGGGGUUGACAGCAGAAUCAACCGUGGGGUCCGCUAUAUCAUCCACUGUAAUUCUCGGUAACUUUACCUUGUUAGUCGCGUGCACGGGUCAAUAGCACAAAGACCCCUGAUUCCUACCAACACUCCAAACAAUUCCCAUAAAAAGAGACUUUGUCUUAAGGACCAACACUAUGUCGUCGUCAACCAGCUUAAGCCGCACACGCUCGCUUCAAAAACCUACUGCCGGGAGCAAUGGAUCAUCACGGGGAAAUGUACCCUCGGCGCGUAACGAGGCUAGGAACACGUCGCCUAGCAGACUACCGGUGAAACCUACUAUGACGACUCGAUCCAUGGUGUCGAAUACCACAACCUCCUCUACUACCACCGCGCGAAGAAUAGCAAGUUCUACUAUUACGGGGAGACCUCCUUCGGGGACUUAUAGCAAGGUUCCGUCCGCACGCCCAGAUAAUGCUGGGAAUACUGCAGCCAAAGCUCCCAGGCCUCUAGGCAGAGCAUCGUCUACGCGUCAAGUUUCGUCCUCGUCAACGACAGCAGCAGGAUCAAUCCCCUCAACCCGCUCCGCAAGUACAACUGUCAACCGACCGAGAUCAUCCGGCGGUCCACCUCCAACAGCUUCUAACCGACCUAUCGGACACUCGCGAUCGAAAUCCACAGUCACGAGCCUCACGGCCGCAACAACCCUCCGCCCUGCUACUCAAUCCCGGAUAUCCCAAACAUCAUCUACAUCUUCGGGCCGCACGAGCCCCGCCGCAAGCGCAAUCACAACAGCAAGCUCGAAAGCCCCGACACGGCAGACGCGCUCUCAGACACAUACGCGCAAGAAAUCGCAAUCCCAACCCUCCACAUCUACCUCUACCUCUACCUCGCAGCAACCCACCAGCCGCCCAGCGUUCAACACACACCAGCAGCACUACAGCCCAGCCAAAUCCCUCGCGCCAAAACCCCUAACAUCCACCUUUCUCGCGCCCCCCUCGCCCUCCAAGCUCCCCGCCAACGUUGCCAUCUCCGCCGAGACCAGCCGUCUACAGACGGAACUACUACAGCUCUCACUCCUUCACCGCGACGCCGCCGUUGUAGACUCCGAAUGGCGCGAUAGCGCGCGCCAGAAGCUGGGGGCUCGGUUCGCGCGGUUAAACGCUGACCACGAUGCCCUGAUCAAGCUCGAGAGACACGGUGUCGAAGCCCGAAAUAUCGCGGCGCUUGUGCGGUGGGGCAAAAGCAAUCGAUCGGGGCUCGGGCUGGAAGAGAAAAUCCAAAUCCUAGACGAAGUCCUCAACGGCGUCUGGCAGCUCGGCGAGCCAGACGGGCGCUACCAGCGCGUGGUAGCCAACUUCGAAGUCUGGGCCGAGCGCAUGGCCUCUAUCAUCGCAGCCCAGCGCUCCGGAGACGUCGAAGGUCUAAUCGCCGGCGACGAAGUACAGUUCCUAGGCGACUUAGACCGGACCUGGGCGCGCGACUGCGAAAGCCUACUGCGUAAGCUCGAAGGGUGGCGUGCCGCUCUACGGGAUCUCGGCGACGUCGAUGAUGACUCCAUAGCCGACUCCGGGCUAGCGCGGAUGGUGCGCGGCAGCCGCACGCUCGUCGACGAUAUGCUAGCCGAACUGGCGGUCAUGGGGCAGAUCGAGCGGGACGCGGCGAGGGCGGAGAACGAAUGGAUCACGCGGAUGAACAAGGCGAUCGAGGACGAAGACGACGAUACCCCCGCCGCACGGGCGUACGUGCCGCUCUGGAAGUUGGCGGCAUGAGGGUGUUUGUUUGCUUGCUAGCUAGCUUGCUGAGAGUUGUGUGAUUAGAUCGAGAUCGAGACUGUACAAUAUUAGGUUAUACGAUGGUUACGAGUAAUGAUAAUUAUAAGGUUAAAUGAUAAGAUAUAGUGGGUGGCAAGAGGUUGCUUCGCUUAUGCGCUUCAUGUUCUUAGAAAACCCACCUACGGAACUUCUAAAUAGAGGCCUAUUAGCAACCGGUCUAUGUAGGUGGACAUGCAUGCAAGGUGAUGAGAUACGCUAUUACACGAAGAACAUGCAUUCAAAAAAUUUAGUAGGCCAAUUCAUAUGUGAUUAAAGGAC